AUGAGAGAUGAAAGCUCAAACGAUGUAAAUAUAAAAAUAUGGUAAUUGCUGUUUCUGUAACAAAUAUCGUAGUCAUAUCAGAUUAUAUAUCUUUCCUAUCUCAUUUGGAACUUUGAUCCUUUAUAUUUGAUGUCAUAGUAUUGGCUGCUUGAUAUAUUUAUGUUAACAGCUUUGGGACUAUUGAAAAUAAAGUACAUUUGAAUUAAUGUAGAUACAAAGCUAUAGUACAUAAUCUAAUAAUGGAUACAUUGAUCGGAAGUGUGCUCAAACUAUUACUUUUAAUUAAUGUCAAAUAUUAUCAGCGAUUCCAAAUCUAAUAUUUUAGUUAUGCAAUCAUGGCUUACUAUUUCAUUCGAGUGCUUGUUCAGAAUAUUCGGAAAAUAUCUAACAAUCAAUAAAUAACAUAAUACUCUUUCGUAAGCAUUUAUAUAAAUAAGAGAUCGCUUAAGGAAUCAAAUUGCUCUUUGUUCUAUAAAUAAUGCUGAUGACGAUGAAGCAAACCAAGACAAUCAAUUGGAAUUGGUACAGUGUAUUCAGUAUCUCUUGGGGAUUGUUGAUUCUAUCCUUCAUUGUGUAUUUCGUGUUCUUACUCUCUAUUGGAGAAACCAUCGUGGACUUCAUUCGGAAUAGAACAACCAAAACCCAAUGUACAUAUACAUCGUAAUAACAGUGAUAGGAGGCUUGUGGUUAUCACUUUACAUGAAUUCGUUCUCAAUAUUUCCAAUGUGGUUUCUAUUAGAAGUUAGUUGGCAUGAAGAAACCAACUAUUCGAAUACAGUAUCCACUUUAUUCUUAGUCUUAAUCAUUUACAACGGUCUCAUACUUUUAGGAUUAAUAUUAUUCUUUUCCUAGAUUAAGUAAUAAUCUCAAGUAUUUAGAGAUUGUAUAUUCUUGAAAUGAGAUAAAACUCAUCCAAUGAAGCAACUCAGAAAGUUCAGAAGCAGUUCAUAAAAGUCAACAUUCCCUACAAAAUCAUUCAAAUAUCCUCUACUUAUUUUGACAUCAUCAAUUAUUAGAAGAACAUCAUCACUGUCACUCACAGCAAUCAGUCUGUGAUUCACAAUAAAACUAAGUUGAAGGCAUUUGAAUUUGUGGGAAAGACUGAAUAAUUAUAAUCUCCUGCUGCUGAAAGAGAAUUAGAACUAAUCAAACACAGUGAAGAGAAAUGUCAAAUCUGUUAUGAUGUAGAACCUAAUAUCGUAUUAUUGCCAUGUCAACAUGGAGGGAUAUGUUAAGAGUGCAUUUAAAAGUGGUUAGAAAAAUAGAAUAAUUGUUACAUUUGCAGAGAAGUAUUGUAUUCUUUCAUUUUAAGAAAAUUGAAAAAUACUUAAGAAUUGCAAAAAGCCAUGAGGAAGGGAAAUUUACCAUACGGGAUAUAGCAAUUUGCGAUUGA
Paramecium octaurelia is the source of this 1393-nucleotide messenger RNA. Lineage: Eukaryota; Ciliophora; Oligohymenophorea; Peniculida; Parameciidae. The record is from the annotation of a GenBank genome assembly.